GUGUGGCGCUACUGUGCAGAGGUCUGGGUCGUAGACUCUCCUUAGAGCCAGGCAGGACCUAUGUGGCCGGGCCGUGACCUAAGGGUCACUUGAAUAGUCCACCGCCAUGACUUCCUCAGACUUUCGCCGUGGUUCCACAUCAGCGCACGAUACUGAAGGACCCAGCGCUGCAGAGGCUGACUUGCGGUGUUUGUCUCUAGGGUCACUGUGCAGGGGUCUAAACAGACAGUGAUGUCAUCAACAUGAGACACAUUCCCAGGCUAGUGUUGUCAUCAGAAGGUGUCAGCCCAUGUAUUGUCUGUUUAAGGAGUUAAUAAAAAUAUAUAAACAUAUGUUUAUUUUCGAAUCAUCUGUGGCCGCACUGACCCAUCGGACCAGCCGAGCCAAUUUGGUACAGACACCGGGACGCACACACCUUCAGCGGUGUGCAGCUCACUUUACACACAACUGUGGGAUGGGUCCCGAGAGAAGGGCGGCGGUUCCGGUCUACGAUGUGUCUCUGCUGCGCGGGCUGUGGGAGGUCCGGGUGAAAAAGCAGUGCCAGCGGCAGCAGAAGGAGCGGGAGAGGAAGGAGAGGAGUGCCCUCGCCAGAAUCGAGCAGGAAUGGCAGUACCGGGUCUACUGCAAGACCCUGAAGGUGGACAUGCAAGCACUCAUGACCCGUGGCGGCUCAGAACCCGAGCGGGGGCCGGACCAGAAAGAGCCAGGCCACAGCUUGAUCUUCCAGCUGGAUGGGGCCAAGUGGACGGACUUCCCUCGAGAGCUGCAGUGGCAGACCUACCUGCAGCAGUGGCACGUCACCGGCACCAGGAUCCGCCAGCUUCCAGACUUCCUGUGCUCCUUCACCCAGCUCACCGUCCUUCAGCUGCCCAGGAACCUCAUCGUGGACCUGCCGCCUGAUAUCGGCAAGCUGAGUCGACUGCAGCGCCUGGACGUGAGCUACAACCGACUUGGAGCCAUCCCCCCAGACCUGGGUCUCCUGCAGGACCUGCAGAUGCUGGAUCUGGCGGGGAACCGGCUGAGGGAACUGCCCUUCGAGCUCAGCAGCCUGAAGAGCCUGGCUCACCUAGACGUUGCAGAGAACCGGCUGCCGUCCAUCCCCGUGUGCGUCCUGAGGAUGGAGCGGCUGCAGCUGCUCAACCUCAGCGACAACCAGCUGAAGGACCUGCCGCAGGACAUGGACAGGCUGCAGCAGCUGGACUCUCUCUUCAUCCACAACAACGACCUCUCAUACCUUCCUCAGUGUCUCAACAACAUCAGUACCCUGAAGAUGGUCGUGGUCAGUGGAGCACCGCUGACCUGCGUCCCCACCAAGCUGUGCAACAGCCCGCACAUCAAGUUCAUUCGUCUCUACGACAACCCCGGGCGUGGCGACAGGAGGACAGACAGGUGGAGGAGACAGGAGGAGCUGAGGACAGACAGGGGGGAGAAGGAGUUCCUGGAGGCCUAUGUCCACUCGCUGCAAGACCGAGAAUCCGUUCCCUACUCCACCACCAAGAUUUCAAUCUCCUGCAAGCUGUGACCACCCGAGGGAGGAGACCCAGUGGGGCACCUCGGAUAGAUGACAUUUCGAAGGUGCGGCUAGACCUAGAUGGCUUCGUGUAACCGGCGUGAGCUUCAUUCCGACGUUUGAGUGUCAGUAGUGACCAAAAGCAGCUUCGUCGACUGACGAAGGUUUGGUGAAAUAACGCAAGAUUGUCUGCGAUUACUGGUUUUAUUGUUCCCGAGGAACCUCCAGCUCAAAGGCACACCAGGAUAUAAAGUGCCUUGUCACAUACAUCGUGCCUCUCUGUGGAGCGCCAGGAGGAACUCUGCUGCAUUUGAUUCCAAGCUAAUAAAAAGUUAAAAAACAAACAAAAAAAAAAACUCUAAAACCUUGCCCUCGCUCGGGUCACAUGACCCUGUGUUGCU
Synchiropus splendidus (mandarinfish) is the source of this 1911-nucleotide messenger RNA. It is a transcript of the gene smim22, whose product is annotated as leucine rich repeat containing 2. The record is from RefSeq and is a predicted model, not a curated record. Bases 290 to 1522 code for a protein of 410 amino acids. Gene Ontology annotation, molecular function: protein binding. The transcript is spliced from 9 exons. Lineage: Eukaryota; Metazoa; Chordata; Actinopteri; Syngnathiformes; Callionymidae.